AUGAGUAACGAGGAACGAGCAGCAGCGAUGAAAGCAUUGCCCGGUGAACAUCCAACACACAACUAUUUCUUUGCUCGAUCGUCCGAACAGGUUUCUGCAGAGGACAGUAAUGCGCUCGGUAAUUUGCCCGUGUUCCGGAGCAUCAUUGAAAUCAAAGUACCGCGUGAUAUGAGUAAAUUGCACGUUGAAGAUCAAAAGGCGUUAGCUGGCGUGCUGGAAACUUGCCGGAUUGGAAGGAGCGAAAGCUUGUUCAAGAAGAAGGGUGAAGCGUUCGGACGAAAAAUUGCCGAAAUACCUAUCGCAACACCUAUGAAAAGGCCAGAGCAGCAGCAGCAGCAGCAAGUUGUACCCGAAAGGGAAAAAUCGGUUGUAGCAGUGGGAGAUCCUGGUGCCUCCGAGAAAACCCGGUUGAAUGAAGUUGGAUCGACCAGUGAAUUGGACGGUGCUGCAAGUUUCAAUGGUAAUGAUUCUGGUAUGGAAGUCGAUUCGAACACUGAUGAAGGCAGGCCAGUGGUCGACGAUGUGCGCCUUGUCUCCUCCAAACAGGUGCGGUGA
This is a messenger RNA of Gongylonema pulchrum, 555 nucleotides long. The record is from the annotation of a GenBank genome assembly. NCBI's taxonomy places the organism in Eukaryota, Metazoa, Nematoda, Chromadorea, Rhabditida, Gongylonematidae.